This is a messenger RNA of Cuscuta epithymum, 1979 nucleotides long. The record is from the annotation of a GenBank genome assembly. NCBI's taxonomy places the organism in Eukaryota, Viridiplantae, Streptophyta, Magnoliopsida, Solanales, Convolvulaceae.
AUUGGAACAACAUUUAGGGACGGAGGGAGUAGAACGUACGCAUUCUCUUACGAGAUUAGUAUUCAAUUUUUUAGGCGAUCCUUCCUCUUUUGAGCUCUGGCUUUUCCAAGGGUUAAUGGCAGGGCUCUGUCGACACCUUGGCCGAGUUUCCCUAACCUCCUCCUAAAAGACGGGCGAUCACAACGGCGGCGUGGGAUGGGAGUAUGGGACAAUGGCAGAUGAGCAGUUCAAGGGUGUGAGGAUGCAUGUGUAUUGGCUGCACUGCCUGUGAGUGGUUAGAGGACGUUUUGUCUAGGACGGCUGUCCGGCGCGGCAGAGCAGAUCAUGGAUGAAGCUGAUGGGAGGUAGCAAGAAAGAGUUGGAACAAUUUACAUUCAUAGGCUCUAGCUAGUUAAAAGUGAUGCACGAUUUCUCCCAAACAAUGCAAAGAAAUCAGCAAACCACAGCAGCAGAAAUGGCAAGAGAGAAACAAGAAAUCGGCAAAUCAUAGAGAAGCAUCAACUACAUAUUUUACCAGCAGAGAUAGAAGCACAUCAUUGGAGCUCCCUCCCUGCCGCAAUAUCUUAACACGAUUACACAUUGGUUCAAAAUGUUGAGGGGGGCUUGAUGUUUUUAGUGAAAUCGUGAUACUUCAAGUGCUACUUCAAGUUCAAAGUCUUGUUUUAUUUUUAUAUCUUACAAUGGCACCUUACUUUGGUGCCUUCAUCAGAAUGAGGCCGAGGUUGCAAUGGAGGCGGUGCACAGUGGCACUUGCUCAGCUCACCAGGGACCCUUCUCCAUGUCCCGAAGGCUCAUAGUACAGGGCUACUUCUGUCUUACAAUGGCACGGGAUUGUGCAAACCUUGCCCGAAAGUGCACCGCAUGUCAACACUAUCAGAAGGCCCCCGGCAGGCCGGCAAUUAACUACGCCCCCAUCAGCACGACCAUACCCUUCUCCAGAUGGGGCAUUGACCUAGUGGGCCCUCUGCCGAGGGGUACGUCCAACAACAGGUACGUCAUUGUGGUCAUCGACUACUUCACCAAAUGGGUAGAAGUCGAGCCCCUCGCCAGCAUCACCGAGGCCAGAUGCCGCCACUUUGUUCUUAGAAACAUCCUCACCAGGUUUGGCGUCCCCCAACAAAUCAUUUCCAACAACGGAACUCAGUUUGAGGCAGCCCCCUUUUGUGCCCUCCUAGAGGAAUGGGGCAUCAAACACACAUUCUCUUCAGUUGCCUACCCUCAGGGCAACGGCCAAGUGGAGAACGCCAAUCGGACUUUGCUUGAGGGUCUGAAAAAGAAACUUGAAGCUGAAGGGGGAGGCUGGGUAGAAGAACUGCACAACAUCCUAUAGGCCUACCGCACCACCCCUAGGCGAGCAACAGGCGAGACCCCCUUCUCCCUAUGCUAUGGGUUCGAAGCCAAGGCCCCCACUGAAGUAACCCUACCUACCCGAAGGGUCGAUCAAUAUGAGCCUGAGACCAAUGACGCCAACAUGGCCCUCGACCUUCAUCUCAUCUCAGAGCGCCGAGAGCAAGCCUUCCCAAGGGCGGAGAACUACAGACGGCAAGCCAAGGGAUACAUCGACGCCAAGGUCCGCUCUCGAGAAUUUCAAGUGGGAGACUAUGUCCUGCGAAGGAGGGAGGCCAGCCAACCCACCGAAGGAGGAAAAAUGGCAUCAAAGUUUGAAGGGCCAUACAUCAUCGCAGCCAUCAUCAAAUCAGGAACAUACAAACCGAGACGCCCCAAUGGGACCGAAGUCCCUAGGCAUUGGAACAUACAUCACUUAGUCAAAUUCUAUCAGUGAUAUAUGAGCGGCCAAGCCCUUAUCACUUAUGUAUUUCAUCAACGGCCCAAGGCCCCUUCACAAGAAUAAAUACGUGAUUCAGACACAAAGUACCAAGUACGAAAUGCAUAUGAGCGGCCAAGCCCUCAUCAUUCACCAAUAUAGGUGAUCAACGGCCCAAGACCCCUUUCUCUCAUGAGGAUGAAUAAAAUAUAAC